Molecule: messenger RNA, 1673 nt
Organism: Trachymyrmex cornetzi
Lineage: Eukaryota; Metazoa; Arthropoda; Insecta; Hymenoptera; Formicidae
Product: glutamate receptor 1
Exons: 7
Coding region: 1-1653 (550 amino acids)
Cellular component (GO): membrane
Molecular function (GO): ligand-gated monoatomic ion channel activity
Source: RefSeq, a predicted model, not a curated record
AUGACUGCGGACGUACACUUUAAAAAGUUAUGGAGAACACUUAAAUACUAUCAUCGAAUAACUCAGCCUAUUACCGUUGUCAUUAUACCCGACUUUGAGGCGUACCUGGAGUUUGCGGAUGCCGUUAAGGCCUAUCCCAUAUCUUUUCCGGUGUGGUUCAUUCUGUUUCUCUACACCUCCGACAACAGCACCUAUCAUCACUGCCGUGAACCAAUCGGUAAUCCCUUUAAUCUAACGUUCGACACGCAGAUGUUAGUAUUGUGUAAAAACGAGACGAUCUUGCGGGAAUGGUAUUCCGUCAAGGGCGAUAGCGUUAAAAUCUUUGACCUGGCGGAAUGGAGAGACGAUAAAGGAUUCAUUCCUCUGACGAAUCUGUCUCUCUACGAACGGAGGAAAGACAUGGAAGGAGUUGUCCUACGAGCGGUCGCGGCCAAGAGUUUAUCUUCGACGAUUGAUGGGAAUCAGGUGGCUACUAUCUACGGAAAAGUGUUGGAGGAGCUCACGAGUUCUCUUAACUUCACCGUGAAGAUUGUCUCUCAGAUAAACGAACACGGUGUACAGAAUCGGCAAACUCUCAUCUGGUCCGGAGUGAUGGGCAAGAUUGUAUCGGGUCGCGCGGAUUUCGCUGUCGCCGACAUGUCAUUGACGAGUCUUCGAAAGCGUUAUGUCGAUUUCACGAUGCCCUUAAUCGUAUCUAGAAUCAAUCUGUAUAUCAAGGAACCGGGAAUAUGUGGCGUCAAAUGGAUUGGCUAUUUUCAGACUUUCAAUUCGCGUACGUGGGCUACAAUUAUCAUACUGAUAGCGACCGUGCCGCUACUCUUAUUCUUUAUGAAAUCGUACCGUCAUCAAUCACGGAGCGCCAUGGAUCUGAUCUCUGAGAAUUUCAUCUGCAUUUGGGGCAUCUUUUGUCAGCAGGCGCUUAUAGAGUUUCCGAAAAAUUUAUCGCUGCGCGUCGCAUAUAUUACGAUAUUUUUGACGGCGAUGCUGAUAAUGGCUCACUAUUCAGCGGCGUUAAUUUGCUUCCUGACGGUGUGUACUCGCGUUCUGCCUUUUCAAACGCUAGAAGAAUUUAUCGACGAUGGUACCUAUAAAUUAAUCAUGAUACGUGGUACUGCUGACUAUGAAGUAAUUACCUUUCAGGCACAGCACGAAGCAAAGCUUUUCUAUGUAAAGCUGAUGAAACUAAUGAAGGACGAAUCGGAAUUGCCGAGAAAUCUAGAGGAAGGCUUCAUGCAAGUAUGCAGUGAGAAAAAUGUUGCCUUUAUGGUGCUGAGUGCUCGAAAGAAAAGCGUAGAAAAGGAGAUACCCUGUAAGUUGUCGAGUAUUACUACCGAGAGGAUAGACAAUUUAGCAAUGGUCCUCUCCAAGAAUAAUCCAUACACAGGCGUGAUAAAUUAUCAUUUGCAGAAAUUUUUGGACAAUGGUAUGAUAAUGCGUCUGAGGGAAACAUACUCGCCACAGUCGGUUGAAAACAAGAUUUACAAACCAGUUUAUUUGUUUAACAUCGUCCCAAUUUUGGCAAUUCUCUGCGGAGGUUUUAUUAUAAGCAUCAUGAUAAUGAUUAUAGAGAAAAUUCAUUAUCGGUCGAGAAAAAAAUUUCAAUCAAGAGUAUUUUCUUCCAGAAAGCUAUUUAUCAAGAAAUAUAAUAAUUGAGAUGAAACUUAAUCACAAUU